Messenger RNA from Chroicocephalus ridibundus (black-headed gull), 5883 nucleotides. RefSeq names its product ITPRIP like 2 (gene ITPRIPL2). The transcript is spliced from 5 exons. Bases 1 to 2133 code for a protein of 710 amino acids. Lineage: Eukaryota; Metazoa; Chordata; Aves; Charadriiformes; Laridae. The record is from RefSeq and is a predicted model, not a curated record.
AUGUCACUGGAGAUCAGGUGCUGCCUCAGAGAUGGCAAGUGGAGCAGGAGGCAGAACAUGUUCCUGGAGGUAAAGUGUGACCCGCUGGCUGUGGAAGAGCAGCUGUACAUCACUGGUGCAGGAAGGGAUCCCCGUAUAAUUCCUCCUGCACCUGCAAUGGGCUACAUGCAGCUCUGGUUCCCUGGAGCAGGUGGCGAGCUCGCUGGUGCAGAGCGCGCCUCCUGCGUCUCAGGCUGUGUCUGGCAUAUGGUCGCAUUGACCGAUCAGUUACGCAGAGGGCGGCGACGGCGGCGGGAAGGAGCGGGCGGCGUCGCUCCCCGCCCCACGGGCGGCCCCGGGCCGUCGGUCCGGCCCCCGGGGGCGGACAACGCCCCCGGCCCUCACGCCGCGGCCGGGCCCGCCGCCCGUGGCAUUUCCUCUGAGCUCACUCCGCCGGCUGACGCGGCGCCGCUUCCCUCGGAAGAGGAAGGCUCGCAGCGGAGCGGCGGCGGCGGCAAGAGGCAGGGGGGGCGUGCGGCGACGGGGCGGGGGGUAGCGGCGCGGCCCGCGCUGGGGGCGGCCGGGGCGGAGGAGGGGGGCGGCGGCGGCGGGGGCGGGCGCUCCUCGCCCGCGGGGCCGGGCGGCGGCCACCCCCGUGGGCCGACCCCCCGCCGCGCCCUGCCCGUCUACACCCUCAACUUACGGUUCGUGUGGCCGCUGGUGACCGGCGUCUGCACCGCGCUCCUCUGCCUCUACCAGGCCCUGCGGGGCGGCGCGGCCGGGGAGGGCGCGGCGGAGGCGGGCUCCGUCCCGCUCCUCAAGGGCUCGGCGCUGCUGCUGCUGGGCUGCCUGCUGGCCCGCUGCUGCGGCGGCGGCGGCCCCAGGCCCGGCGGGGUCCGGGCGGCGGCGGCGGCGGCGGGGUCGCGGCGCAGCGCCCUGGAGAGCUUCUACGGGCGGCAGCUGCGGCUCUCGCCCCAUGUGCUGGGCCACAGCAAGGCGCACGUCGGGCGCGUCGUGGCCGAGCUGGUGCGCGCCGCCAAGGCGCAGGGGCUGCAGCCCGGCCCGCUGGCCCUCAGCCUGCGCGGGGACUUCGUCCGCAUCGGCAGCGCCUACGAGCAGCACAAGGUGCGCAGCCCCGACUGCUUCGACAUCCUGGUGCCCCUGCGGCUGCCGCCACACCUGGAGCCCCAGCCGCGCUCCGCCGAGGGGCUGGGGACACGCGGCGCCUUCGUCUGCGGCCUGCGGGCGAGGGCCAGCUGGCCGCGCCGCUACCGGCCCUUCGCCGAGGGCUUCUGCGUGGAGCUGCAGGGCCGCAGCCACCUCUCCUCGGGGCUGGUGCUGCGCUGGUUCCAGGGCCACCUGCAGCGGUGCCUGGGCGCUGUGCGGUACCGCCUGCAGGAGCGCUGCCGCAUCAGCCUCUCGGCCUGCCCCGGGCACCCGCCUACGCUGCACAUCCUGCCCUGCUCCGACUAUGUCUGCUGCCACAUCUCCAUGGCCGUGCGCCUCAUCCCCGCCAUCCCUCUCGGCGACGCGCUCUACCUCACGGCCCUGCCGCCCGAGGGUCUGCAGGGCCCCCUGGCCCCCGAGGCCCUCUGGGGCCUCAACGCCUCGCGUCAGGAGCAGCGGCUGCUGAGCUGGCUGAAGGAGCAGGCCCCGGCCUCCUCCUGCCACCUCAAGUGCCUGCAGAUCCUCAAGGGCCUGCGGGAUCUCCGCGGACAGGGCCUGGAGGAGCCCUUCAGCUCCCAAUGGGGCCGGGUGCUCUCCUCUUACGUGCUGAAGACGGCCCUCUUCUCCCUGCUGCUGCAGGGGCCCCUGGAGGCCUGGGAUGAGCGGUUCCUGGUGGAGCGGCUGGAGGACCUGGUGCUGUACCUCAGGGACUGCCUGCGCAAGCAGGUGCUGAUGCAUUUCUUCCUGGGCAACGCCAGCCUCCCCGAAGCCGUGGCGCUGCCCCGAUUCCUCAAGGAAGCCACCCCCGUGAACUUGCUGGCAGCCUUCGACGGGGCCACGCUGGACCUGGCCGCCUUCCAGCUGAUCAACACCUGGUUCCAGGCCCCGCACAUCAUCAGGAUGUACAGCAGCCCCCGGUACCUGCGACCAGCGCCCACCCCGUGCCGACAUGCUGCUGAGGCCAGGCAGGAGCCACUGGGAGAGUGAGUCAUUGGCCGGGUGAGCUGGUGUCACCCACGGACACUGCCAGGGCAGCGGGUGCUCCCAGCCUGCCCGUCUGUUGAGAGCCCACGUCUGCCUGGGGAGGGUGGGACUGUUUAAAUGUGGUUCUGUGGUUUUGUCCCUGACCUGAGAAAACUAGGAAACCAGAGGCCAAGACUUAAAGAAAUUGUGAUUCUUGUUUUUUAAUCUCGUUGGUCGUUCAUGGGAAAAUUGUGAAAUUUCUGGGGAAAUGGCUUAGACAAGAAGCCUUACAUACGGUUGACUGUUUGCAAACAUAACUUUAACAGCCUCAGACUGACAUUUCUGGAAAUCCAUGUUAACUUGUUGUCUUAGUGGCAAAAUUGACCUUUUUCUGAGAUUUGCUUUUUAUGAUACAAAAUCCAUUUGGGAUUUAAAAGUCCUAUAAGUGCAAACACCCCCCCACACCCCACAAUGUACCAAGGCGCUCUUAAAAUGCGAUGAGCACUAGAGCAUGGGUGUUGAUCACAGUUUGAAAUGCUCAAUGACAUGCUUUAAAUUUCCUGUGUAAUUGAAUACAUCGUGCUCAAUAGAAAUAUAUUGCGCAUGUUAACGUAAGAUUGAGGGAAGAUGCAAAACCUCUCCGAUAAGAGCAUGAAGAACCUAGUUGCGCGUUUCUGUGUUCAAGUGAAGGUUAUACUGAAGGAUUGAAAUAUAGAUAAAAGGAAACAAAUAGCACUUUAUUUUCACAAAGGCCUUCUUUUUAGGAUAAUUGGCUGCACUAAAUACUUGCUAUGGAGGAGGCAUUAGUAUUUUGUUAAAGGGAUGAUUUUGAAUCAUCCUGAGGAAAACCUUUUAAGGAAAUACUGAGGUUCAUUUAUUUGUGGGUUCUUGUUGAGACUUUUUUUUUUCCUAGCUUUGAGUAUUAUUUUGUUAGAAUUUGCUUUACCUCAAGGACCAACAACAAAACAAAGAAAUUCUGGGGUUUGUUUUGUUUUGUUUUUUUCUUUGGAACAAACUUAAACCAGUCCAAAUCUCAGUGCCGUAAGCUGACUGCUGCGCCCUCCGGCUCUCUGGUCGGAGUUUGGUGGGAUGUUUGGAUGACUGCCUGACCAGUUGUCUGAUUGUGGCAGUGUUCUGACCAAAUAACCUGAUGGGAUUUUCUCGUGCUGUGCUAUAGCAAAUUGUUGCCUUAUUGUGGGGAGGAUGAAGUGAAAUAUUUCAGGGUACUCCAAAAUUAUUUAGCUCUAAUUCAUGGUACAGUGGCAGUCUUAGGCUAUGGAUUCUGAUGUUCUCUAAAUAUUCCGCUUCUUGCAUGGUGAUAUCCCAGUUACUGGAAUAACUCGGCGAGUCGUAACACAGCCAGCUCUGCAAGUGACCAUAGCUCCUGGUGCUGGUACCUGGGGUACAGGAACCUGAUGUGUCCCAGGGUGUCAGCAAAUUCAGAAUUUCAAAUUCUUGCUUUAUUGGGUCACCUGCUCAAGUAUUUUAUAUAUUAAGACCCAAAAUGUGUUACUGAGUUGCUGGCACUCAGGAAACUGAGCGUGUGCCUUGUUACCCACUGUACCGUGUCCUAGGUGAGUGGUCUGAAAUGAAUUACAAAUGACCGCGUGUAACUUCUGGGAAGCUUUAGGAUAACUUGAAGUUACUAAUAUACUUCUUCUCUCCCUGAUGUAUGUAAAGAUACCGGUGUGUUUUAUUCACAGUUCUAUGCACCAGAGCACAAAACAAACUUUUACAAAAUCUAUAGAGAUCUAUUUUUCUAAAUAGAAACACUCCCUAGGCAGAUGUUUGCCUACUUCUGUGUAUUUUUUUAACUGCUCUUGCAGUCUUAUUUUCAGGUAAUUGUAGCCUAGGUCACACCCGCAAGUUGGGUUAUUUUUAUAAAUGAAGCACUGUGCUUCUUUCUACAAAUACAGAUAGUGUAUUUAUAGGUAGUAUUGAUCAAAUGUUCUUUGCACAUGGUAUUUAAGGCUAAGUGAGCUACCUUGGUGUUUUGAUUUUUUUUCAUGGUGGUAGACCAUGACACAUACUAUUUUUGCAGACUUGCGUUUCUUGGUGUUUGAAAUAAAAUGGAAUUCUGCAAUCGAUGCCAUUGAAUCUUUUGCCCAAAGAAGGACUAGAUGACCGGCCCAGGGUAUUGUGGCUGCCUGAACUCUUGACAUAAAAACCCUUUAGCUGUUAAUUCUGUCAUCAUAACCACUUCAGUCAGCUGUCGGUUUGUUUACAUCACUGUGCAUCCCUGUCUCUGAAAAGUGAUCUUUUAUCUGAAGAAGAGAUGCAUGUUUGGUGUGUAUUUGGUAUUGCUGCAAUACAUGGAAAUCUAGUAGAUUUGGUAAGGACUUUCUCACUAAAAUGUAGUAAUACCAGGAAAAGACCGUUGCAUCAGGAAAUGCAUGACAAGGAGAGAUGGUGGAGAAUACAAAUAGCUUAGAAGAUGAAAGUUGGGUUGAGGGGUGAGUGAGAAUGAUGGUAAACUCUCAGUGAAGACGUGCUGCAAACAAGCCAAAGGACGUGGGGAUAAAAUUGGAUGAGAAUUAUUGAAAGCAAGGCACGUUUGGAGUGUGGGGAGGAGAGAUUUACGUGGGUUUUGCUUUGGCAGUAUUUCCAAAUAUUUUCCAAAGUGGUUGAAUCCAUCAGGGCUGAACAGUGAGGCAAACCCUCAGUUUAUUAGCCAUGUAGGCAGAUCUUCAGUGUGAGUUUUUGCUCAGCAAGGCAGUUUUGAGUUUGUGGUGGCCGGUGAUGGGAGACAAUGUAUGUGUUUGCUUUAACAUUAGGCUUGGGCAAGCCUUCUUGAGGAGGGGGCUUCCUGCCAGUAAGGCAGGGUGCGCGCAAGUGGUGGGAGGUCUGAGAAGAUCUCUUAGACUAACUUGUGGCUUGCUUGCACAACUGAGAUAUUAAGUAUAUUUUCUUUAUCUGCUAUAAAGCAUGCAUUCAUGAAUACGAUUGACAAAAGGAGCUGAUAAAGUUGGGUUCUGUUAUGGUAUUCCUCUUACUCCACAACAAACGUGACAGCACCGGUACCCGCAGCGUCCCGGGGCUGUUAUAGGGCCUUAUCUACAAAGAGGUGUACAGACAGCUUGACCUGCAUGAGUAAUCCCGUGGGCCUUUUGCCUUCUCCCUCUUCUCCCAGCCCAUGGAUACUGUACACAGAACAAGGUUAUGAAUACCUAUUUGUUUAACAGCAUAACUGUUAUAGUGUAUCGUAGGUUCAGCAUGGUUGCCUCUGUGCGUGUAAACUGAAACACAAACACAGAAGAAAGCGCGCGUUAUUUAGCACUAAUGUGGGUUCUCGGUUCUCUUUAUCUGCAAGCUCAUUUUCCAAAGACUGUGCAAAUGAAGUUGUUUUUAUUGAACAUUGAUUUGGAAGAGGAGUCAGACCUGCAAGAGAAUAAGUUUAUUUACAGUACCAAAAUGCAUAUAUGUGACUUCAUUUUGUAUUGAAAAACGUUAUGUAUUUCUCAAAGACAUCAUUAUUUCUUAUCUGACUAAAUAUCUCGAAAACAUUCCUCUUGAUUUUGAAUCUCUGCUGAGUAAUGUAAAUUUUAAGUGUCUUUUUGCAAUGGACAUUCUUGGUACAACUAUUUUUUGCUGGUUAAUAAUCAGACCAAAGAUUAAACUAAAGUGUGCAGCUGCUAUUGUUGUUUUUUUUUUCUUUAAAAAAAAAAUUAGAGGCUCAAAGUGUCAGCCCAUUUUAAUUAAACAUUUAUAAAUUCAUUUCCUAUUUAAUAUCAAAAUACAUUUGCACUUUUACUGUUUCUAUUAGAAGUUGGUGGU